Ipomoea nil (Japanese morning glory) is the source of this 1328-nucleotide messenger RNA. RefSeq names its product RNA pseudouridine synthase 1. The transcript has 3 exons. NCBI's taxonomy places the organism in Eukaryota, Viridiplantae, Streptophyta, Magnoliopsida, Solanales, Convolvulaceae. Gene Ontology annotation, molecular function: RNA binding; pseudouridine synthase activity. The coding region runs from base 16 to 1080 and encodes 354 amino acids. Gene Ontology annotation, biological process: pseudouridine synthesis. The record is from RefSeq and is a predicted model, not a curated record.
GCAAAGAAUCGUAAAAUGACCCCAGUGCCCCUUCUCAUCCGUCUUCCAUCUUUCCCAUUCCGCCCUUCUCCUUUCGGACGCUGGGUCUGGAAACCCAAUUCCCAUCGCCAUUUUCGCUACACCUCAAUGGCAACCCAAACUCACUUUCAACCUCAACCUACCAACGACCUUAACAGUCUCGAUAACUACCCAGUGCCGCUGUCUCCGCCGCUUCCGUUAGUGUCCAAGGACAUAGAGCUGAACAGGGCCUUGACGGCGUCGUCGAGAUCGGCGUUGUUUUCUCUCUCUCAGAGCGAUGUCAUCUUCCAAGAUGACUGGCUCAUCGCCGUCAACAAGCCUCAAGGAGUCUAUUGCGAGAGUGUAUUGUCUGCUGUCCCUAAUCUUCUCGCCGACUCGAAUAGCGACGAGCACGGGACCAAAGUUCCAGAACUGCAUCUAGCUAAUAGACUUGAUCGCGACACAAGUGGUGUAAUGGUAAUCACCAAAUCACACAAAGUAGCUGCUAAGCUCGUUAAAGCUUUUACCGAGCAUAAGGUUAGGAAAACAUAUCUUGCUUUGUGUGUUGGACCGGCACCAAAAUGGGGACAAAUCAUUGUGAGAUCAGGACAUGGCCGGUCAAAACAUGGAGCCUGGCGUGUUUAUGCUACAUCAGAUGUGGGUCGGACACUGCCAGGUGGAUCAGUUGUUAAAGACAUGAAGACUUCUUUCCAAGCGCUAUCUAUUAACGGAUUUGGAUGCUUGGAGGCAAUAUCUGAAUCUGGGAAAGAGGGGGGAGAUUUACUAAUCGUUGAAGAGAAAUCUCUGGUUGACUUUGAUAUGAAGAAAGACGAGAUUUUGAUUAGGGCAUGCCCUCAGAGUGGAAGAACCCAUCAAAUUCGCCUGCACUGCCAGUACCUUGGAAUUCCUAUUAGAGGAGACGUAAAAUAUGAGGGGGUGUAUGAGUGGGAGGGUAAAACAUAUGAUGGCCAUGAACUCCAUGCGGAAACAUUAUCGUUCACACAUCCUGUUUCUGGCCAAUCUAUUUCGCUUCAGGCACCUCUGCCAUUAUGGGCAAACCAAGCAUUGGUACUACAACGAUAGUUACUGGUUUUUGCUGUCAAUCAGAAAGCAGUGCAUCAUCGGAAGGUCCAUCUACAGAAUGCAGGUAAGUUGCAAUGAAACGCGGUGGACCAUGAAAAGAUUGUUUAUCAUUCAUAGCCCAUAUAUUUAUCUGGUAUCUUGUGAUGAAAGCGUACAUGGGUGCACCAAGAGGUCUGAUUACGAGAGUGUUUGGUAAAUAGCUGUUAGUUGGUUUGACUAGUUGAUAGCAUUAGUUGAUUGUAGAAAGU